Fusarium verticillioides 7600 is the source of this 825-nucleotide messenger RNA. RefSeq lists its product as hypothetical. Bases 1 to 825 code for a protein of 274 amino acids. The record is from RefSeq and is a predicted model, not a curated record. The transcript is spliced from 2 exons. Lineage: Eukaryota; Fungi; Ascomycota; Sordariomycetes; Hypocreales; Nectriaceae.
AUGGUACUUGGCCUUUUACCAGCGUCUCUUGCGGCUAUCGCGUUUGCGGGCAGUGGGCUGUGUAGUUCUGACUUUAUUACACCUGAAUUAUCGAAGGACCCUUGGUCUGAGAAUCAAGUGUAUGGAAUCAAGGACGAGAUUGAAAUAAAAUGGAAAACGGACCAUGAAGGCUGCAAUCUCUUUCUGUGGCAAGACUAUCCGAAAUUGGCUGUGGAAUGGUACAGCAAAUUGUUGGAAAAUACAACUGAGAAUUCUCACGUUUGGAACGCAAGUUCUAGUAGUUCCUCUCCAGGCUCCGAAGAUACUGUCUUUCACUUUGCUCUAUACUCUUCAGACAAGGAUAUCCCACUCGCGAAUUCCGGAUCCUUUAACAUCUCAGGAACGAAUUCCAAAAAGCUAGAGGCAUCGUCUGCCUCAAACUCAACACAAGUUUCUACAGCGUCUCAAGCAUCAGAAACCUCGACGAGUUCCACAGAGACGACUCAUCAUUCAGUGGCCAACCCAGAAAGCAAUCCAGGUUUAUCCACGGCGGCAUUGGUGGGAGUUUCAGUCGGUGUCACAGUAGCGGGCCUUUUGAUUUCCGGGGGCGUGGGCUUAUGUUUAUGGAGACGCUUCACGCGUAGACGAACAACGGAACGAGUGGAUAGCAUUGAGAAGUCCGAUUUUGAAAAGUCUGAGCUGGGCAACACGCAAAUAUUGCAAAUAGGAAGUUCAGAGCUUGAUAGUACGAGGGAUGCAGCUGAACUUUGGGAUACGCAAAAGCCGGGAGAGCUUGGGGAUGAGAAUAAGAUACGAACGAUAUAUGGACUUCAUGAGGCUCCGUAG